Porites evermanni is the source of this 9222-nucleotide messenger RNA. NCBI's taxonomy places the organism in Eukaryota, Metazoa, Cnidaria, Anthozoa, Scleractinia, Poritidae. The record is from the annotation of a GenBank genome assembly.
AUGGCGGGCAAAGAAUUAGAUAGCAACUUUUUUAUAUUCUUGCCGCAGUGUUUUACAAAUGAUCCUGUUUCCGAUAUUGAGAAAGGUUCAAGGAAUUCUUGUUAUGCCGGAGAGCAUCUGUGCUUUUUCCUGAUAGCUCAGUUUCGCGGCAAGAACCGUUCAGAUGCGAAGUUCCAAGCGUGGCAAAAACGCUUGCUACGUUUGUGUAGCUGUGUGAGUGUGAGUAGCAUCGAUUUGAUGAUCCGGAAAGAUGAAGCACCUACUGGCGGAUUUAUUACUUGUUGGCCUAUCAGCUCUUUUAAAAUGGAGGGAAAGGAAACCAAUCUUUAUAAAGAAAAGGUAAUCUAAGACAACAAGCUAAGCAAUGCACAUGCUUAACCCUUCGAGGACCGCCUUGGUCGUUGUCAUUUCUUGUGUAACGAUGCAUAUUUUCCUUCAUGAAUCCAUUUAGCUUUCCGUUGUAGCUAUUAAGAUGGUAAGCAGCUAAAUCAGCUAGGAUAGAUCUUUCCAGAGGUACCUCAAGGCCAUUCCAUUUUAUAUCCACAAGUCCACUAGAGAUUUUCUAAGGGGGUCAAUGCUAUAAGAAAGGUUUUUCGGAAGGGAGUUACUGUUCAACGUGCCAGUUUUUUAAAAGGUGAAAAUACCAAGAAAUAUUAUAUUUUCUGAAGGAAUAGGGGCAGUGUUACAUCACUCAUAUUAGGUUCAGUGUAUGCAAUAAUUCCUUAUGAGUGACGUAACACUGCCCUUAUUCCUUGAGAAAAUAAAAUAUUUCUUGGUAUUUUCACCCUUAUUCUUUUGAAAAGUGCUUUAGAACUUCUUCCCAGAAUGGGACAAAUAAUGCACCUAUCAAUGUAAAUCCCGUGGGGGGGAGGGGGGGGGAGUACGGGCAAGGGGCGGGGAUUUGAUGCCUGAGACUAUCCCCCUGUCGGGCUUUUGAUCAUGCGAAGCGACCCUGGGGUCGGGACAUUUGACUUUGACUGACAGAAGCCUGGUAUCAAUUCAGAAGCAGUUACCAAGUCCGUCCCUCGAAGCUUUCUGAAAGUCGCGCUGUUGGAGAAAGGUGUGAAGUUUUCAUUUGUUUUAAUCGCCAUAAUCCGAUACUUUAAACUGUCAUCUAAACAGAUAAUGUCUAUUUUGAGAAAGUUUUUAUCUUCAAGUUCCCGUCUGAUUGUAAAACUCGAUUGAAAUCGAAUUCCACCAUGAAAGUCAGAAGAUUUUUUACGGGUCACUGAUCCGACCUGUUCCGACAUGUUGAGCAGAUGUUAUAAAGCAUUUUACGUUUCAAUAAUAUCAUAAUAGCACGGUCAAUCUUCCUAGAGUGAUUUUGUUGUUCAAAAUAAAAGAUGCUAGUGGAGAGAGAAAAUACUUAAUUACAGCCAGUAAUUUAAAGGAGCUUAUGUUUAAUAAGGACGUACUUUUGAAAUGUUUUUUAAUUCGUUUUAUACAGUAUUAUAGUAUUGUUUGUUUAGAUUUUUUCGCCUAGGGUGGGGGCUUUUUUGACACUUUUGAUUGACCUUUUGUUUCCAACCCAAGGGAAUUUGAUCAAAAAAUUUUAAAAUUUGUCAAAUCCCCACCCCUUGCCCACACUCCCCCCCCCCCCCAAAUGGGCUUUUUUUUUCAUCUACCAUCAUCGUUGCCACUUUUUCCCGUGGUAUCAAACAAAAAAAAUACAAUUUUUAUCCCACGAAAUUUACCAACAAUCCCUUCUUAUAAACACGACGGAAAGCGAACAAACACAAAAACAUCCCAUUAUUUAGAUUUCUUCGCGAUCGGUGGGGUCUUUUUGUUCCCUUUUUUGUUCUCUUUUGUUCCCAACCCAAAGAAAUUAAACAAAAAAAAUUUAAAAAUUGUCACAACCCCCCCCCCCUCCCACCCCCCCCCCCCCCCCCCCAAUGGGGUUUUUUAUUGAUAGGUGCAUAACAGUGCCACAUUUUCCAAGGGAUACAAAACAAAAAAAUAUAAUUUUUUCCUCAGGACUUCUGACCGAAACCUCCUCCUCAAUAGAGGUGGGGAAGGGAUCUGACCAAAAAUACCUCCUUAACAGGGGUGGGGGAAUGGUGGUUAUUGAAUGUAAUGGCCGUCGUUUUACCAAUGAGUCUUUGCUAAAUUAAAUAAGCCCCCCUCUCAAAUAUGCCCUCUGUCUCUAUAAGCCCCCCGCCCCCCCCUUCAAGUGUGUUUGAAAUAAAUACGCCUAUAGGGGGGCUUAAGAGGAUUUAUGGUAUGGGCAUGGGCAAAAAACAUAAAUGACGCUGAAACAGUAUACUUGUGUGGGUGAGUGAAUUUGAGCUUAAGCUAGAAAAAGAAAACCAUUUUCCUCCAUUUGUUUUGUUGUGGUUUGUAUUUUCUCUUUCUAGAUUGAACCAAAAAUCACAUCUCGUGGGGAUAUCAUCUACCCCUUGAAUGUUGUACUAGACUCACUGCCUGCGCUCACCAGAAGAAUGCGUCUUUCGGUGAAUGUCUGGACACCCGAGCUUGAUGCAUUUCAAGCAGAGCCAUUCCAGAAAGGUGACUUUAAAAGAUAUCUGGUAAAUCAUGACCCAGAAGAGCUUAUAGAAGAGUCACGGAAUGCAUGGCGAUGUAUAGGUAAAAUUUACUUAACUAUUGGAAUUCAAACAUGUCAGUGCAGUUUAUUGUAUGGUUGAAAGCUUAAACCUGGGAAGGUAUUAUGCAUCUUAUGUAAAAAAUUGCAGGUUCUUGAAAUCACUUUAUGAUGAGCCUUGAAGUCCCAUGUUUGUGAGUUCCUUCCAUCUCUGAUUUUUCAAAUGUUUGCUUCAAAGUCUCAUAUUUCUCAAACAUUGCCAAUGUGUCUCACUGAGUGGGGGAUUUCUUUAUUUUUUAUUAAACAUUGUUGAUAUGAUUUGUAGUGAAUGCAACCCUCCCAGUUGUUACACCUCCGACACUUCGGUGCAAGUAUUUUCAAGUGGCUAGCAAGCAUUUUCUCUGCAUUGAAGGUAAAUGAUAUACAUUUUAACCUGGAUUGUAUAUUCAACUACUGACAUGACACCGACACACUAGUAUAGAGUGUUUUCACAAUAAAGAAGAAGAAGAAGAAGCCAGAAAAAUUACUCAUAAAUACAUUUAUGUAACCUAUCCGCAUCUCAGGUCUGUCCAGCCUACCAUUUUUUAGUUAUUUUCUGACAAGUUUCAUCAGUUUUAUAGAGCUUUGUAUGGAGAUGCCAUGCCGGUGUACCAACAUGGGACACCAAUAUGGCGACCUGAGGUCAACAAAGACAUCAUUCUGGAUUUCACUUAGUUUUGUAAAUUCACAUAAACACAUAUUUUACUGUUUGAAAUGUUUAAAUGGCUGAAAUUAUAAGGAGAUAGCUUUCUAUAACCAGACAUCUCAGCCAUCUUCAACCUGGUGAAGAGCUGAUAAAAAUCCAGAGGGACUCGCUAUUUUGAUUUUAGAGUAUGAUGAUGUCAAUGGUGAAAACACUCUAUCAAGCAAACCUGUAUAUUCAGCAGUGAGCUUUAUGUAUUAAAUUUCGUUGUUUUCACCUCUGAUAAGCCAACUGAUCUGAAUUAUAAAAACGUUAUGUCAGUUAUUUUGUCAAGUGUGAGGUUUAAUAAAGUCAUGAAAGCAAUUAUUGCUUUUAUGACUUUCAAGAUUACUGUAAUUUGAAGGCAAUUUUCAACUGUUUCUCUAUUUUUUUCUAAUUAAAAAUGUGCUUGUCCCACGGACAAGUCAUGUCAAAGGAUUACAUGUUCCAGACAAUUGGACAUAGGUUUUGGCUCACCCUGCACAUACAGUACAAUUAAAAUAGCUUUUUAUUAUAUAAACACCAAUGAAAUACCAAGUGAGCUUUUGCGUGAAAACUUGAUAUCUUCACAUGAAAAUAACAUGGUAUCUUCACAUGUGAAAAUAUCACCGUUGCUAGGGCUUCAUAAUAAACCACACCUUUCAGACCAAAAAACUAUCUAAAUAAAAUGGUUUGGUAUUUCAUCGGUGUUUAUAUAAUUUUAUAUAAUAAAUAGAACAUUACAUGGUUGUUUGGAGAUACAAAUUUCUCUUCUUGUGUUGAAAAAAAUAUUUCACUCAUUCGCUGCGCUCACUCAUGAAAUAUUUUUCAACACUCGAAGAGAAAUUGCGUAUCUCUGCGCGGCCAUGUAAUAUCCUCUAUUUAUUAAACUUUCGUUUUACAUAACUUACAUACUUAAGGAGGGGCAAAUAUAGAACAGUAUAGAGCUACAGUGUAGUUUUCUUUAUUUCUUUUUUCUAGUUAUUAACACUUUGGGGAAGUCAGUCAAUGUUUGUCAAGUAGAUGUUCAUGCAAGUUCUGACAUUGGUGCUGAAAAUGCGAGAAACAUGAUCCACAACCAAGUUCACUCAGCACAACACUUAAAACCAAAAAUGUAAGUGAAAAGGAACAUUUCUUGGCAGAGUCAAUAGUAGUCAAAUCAUAGUAAUCUUCACAGGUUCUUGAAAAUGUUGCUCUUAACUGGGCUGCCACACAGUCAUAAUUUUGGUUUUCGGUUGUCUGUGUAGAAAAACGAACUCGCAGGGGAGGGAAGACACGAGGUCUGCAACCAAGAAACAAUGUUCUCACAACUUGUUUCAUAUGCCUUUGGGCAGUGACAUGUCAUCAGUAUAAUUUAUAUUUCUGCAGUUGUUUGGUCAGAAAUAAAAUUCCAAAACUAAUUCCCUGAAUGUCUGAUCCCUGCACCAGCCUUCCAUCAUCACCCCACCCUCACUCUCACCAACAGCAAAAUAUUUUGUUCUUUACUGCCUUCUGCCUCCCUCCUCCCACCCCUCAAUAAAACAGCUCUCUAGACAAAAUUUCCUACUGGAAAAUUUAUAAGAAACUUCUGCUCUAAUAGAGACUUACAUGAGUGGUGGCAAUUUUUUGUACAGAGUUUCUCAACCCAAAAAAUGGACAAGACACUUGUGCACUUUCAUGUUUAAUUUCUUGCUUCUUUUUCAAUUUCAUAUCAUCAGGUUCUCUUGUCUAGAUGUUUUCCCAGUUUCAAAAUGUGAAAAUUUAUCAAGCAAGCAUCCAAUUUUCCUCAGACCUUGGGAACACUAUGCAUUUCUGUUUAGAAUUAUUCACCAUGAAAGCCAGUUGGGAUCGCAUAAGGUAUGAAUAUGUCAGAUCUGGGUAGUGACAUGUCAUCAGUAUUGUACAAAUUAUGUACAUGUAUCUUUCUCUUACAAUGCUAGUAUGUGCUUCAUCAGGUGGCCGGCAAAGAGAAAGACAAUGAUCAAUAAUAGAUUCACUGAUUGUUGGUACAGUGGAACUUCAAUAUUAUAAUAAAGGGCCAAGGUCCCUGCAAAAUAUGCUCGGUUUUAAAGGGUUUUGUUCUAUCAAGACCCUUUUCCAAAUGAUAUACUAUUACCAGGACAAAGAAUAAAUCAAGGGCGUUGUUAUAUAGCAGUUUGUUAUAUCAAGUUUCCACUGUCAUCUGUAGUAGAAUUGUUUAAAAUGAGGAAGACUUAAAAUCUCAUUUUCUUUCAAUAGAAGAUAUUGUUUUAUUGGUGGCAAUAAAAACAUGAAAUACCGAGUUUCCUCAUUGAAGCAGCCACUCCCUUGGUCUCAUUGGCACCCUGACUGAAUAAGCACCCUAUCAUGCCUGUCAAUUUUUUAGAGAGUGAGGGUGUCAUAAGGGAAGCCUUGUUUUGCCUUUUUUAAUUAUUACCAUAAUUUGAAAACACUGGUGUCAAAAUAAGGAGACAGAUUCUUCACCAUCAAGUUAGUUUCAUUUAUAUCUGUCUCCAUGCAGAGUGUCCAUUAUCUGCCAAAGAAUCACCCCCUUCAAAUAGGCACCCUCUCCUCCUUUGACAUAUGUUGUAGUUAAUUUUUAAUCUCAGGUAAUUUUUAUUUUUCUUUUGUUUCAACUUCAUUAGCAUGCAUUACCAUACCCAAAAACAACAGAAAAACAAAAAUUACCCGAGAUUACAAAUUAACUACAGCAUAUACAUGUAAAUUCUAGCAUUAUUAAAUAUAUACAAUUUAAUUAAUUAAUUAAUUUAUUUAUUUAUUUUAGCAUUUGGAAGUAGCACUUAAGGGGUCCAUAACCUGGGAUGUAGAAACACUCAGAGGCUGGAAUCACGAAAUUAACACAACGUACAGGUACUUAUCGUCCCUUAAAAAUGCUUCUAAUAUCCUAUUACUGUUCCAACCAGCCAUAACUAGUCAGAGUAAAAAUUCAUCUUUUAAUAAUUAUAAUAGUUUUGGACAACAGAUCCAAAAAAUGUCAUCAAAGGUCGCAAGAGAUUUUGUAGUUUCUUCUUGGAGAGGGAGAUGAAAGAUAAAGAAAACAACCAAACUCCUUAAAGUCAAUCAAAAUUGAGCAUUAAUUUGUCGGUCAGUUUGAUGGAUGUCCUCCUCUUCUAUACUGGUUUAUUAUUUAAAGAAAAAUUUAGUGGAAUUAAAAGCUGCUCUAAGCAAAAAAUUACAGCUUUUACAGUCAUGAAAAUAAGUCGCUUUUCAAUCUAAAUGUCCUCAUCAUAAACUUUCAGUCAGUCUUUUUUCAUGCUGAUACAACGUUUUUGUUUGGUGCUUUCAAGUUUUGAGUGAAAAGAUAAAAAUUAUAAGGCCUUCUGAGCUCCAGUAACAGCUGGCAAUUUUUCCUGUUAUCAUAUGCAGAUUUUAUUUAUAUUAUACAGUACAGUAGCUGGGCAAGUACCAUUUCAACUACAUGUAGAUUCAUUUUUUACCUAUUACCCGUAUUUAUCGUAUUUCUUUUUUUUAUUAUUUUUAUAUUUUUUUAUGUUCCUAUUUUUCAACAGCCUUCCUGUCUUUCUUGUAAGAAGGUCAUCAGUCAGUGUGAGAGCAACCUGUCAGUCAUGUGUGAGCAAAGGAAAGAGGUAGUGAGAAUCAGCAAAUGAAAAAAGAUUCCAUAUUAUUUUGUGCUAGUCUAAUCGUGCCUGUUUUGUACAUUGUCUCCCAUCUUUCAUAAAAAAAAUAAUGAUUUGUCACUCUCAAUAAACUUAUCAUUUUAAUUAAGUACUCUCUGAUUCGAAUUAUUGCUUUAAAAACAAUCGUCGCCUGGUAAGCUCAGUUGGGAGAGCGCCAGUCUGCUAAGCGGGAGGUGGCAGGUUCAAACCCCGGCCGGACCAACACUCAGGGUCUUAAAAUAACUAAGGAGAAAGUGCUGCCUUUGUAAUGACACCUGCAACAGUUAGACUUUCCAGUCUUCUCCGAUAUGGACAAAAAACUGUAGCCCCUCACCAAUGUUUGCAAAGAGUAGGGGACGUAGACCCUGGUGGUGUGGUCAACCACUCUUGGGCUUGGUGGGUUAUUAUUUCGUAAAGACACACUUAAAUUGGAGCCCUGCUCUGUUGUGUGUUGCCCACCGUAUGGUGGAAAUGAUUACAUAAAUUAAUAAUAAAUAAUAUAGUUAUAUAUUACGUGAAUAAAAAAACACACGCACUCACACAAAAGAGACUGACUGAGCCAAAACUGUGGCUUGUUAGCUAUCAUUAGUCCUAGUCAUCUAUUUUGCAGAAACGGUCAGAUGCAUUUUGUAGAGUUUGUGUUCCUGUAAGUAUAAUGUUUUGUAAUGUAGAAUAAUUAAAACUGUAAGCGUUCUGUUGACUGUAAUCCUCCUUUCAAGAUUUCAGGUGAAGUACACAGUAACCAACACAGAGCGAGAUGAUGGUAAUGUUUCCCUUGUUUGGAGUCCCGUCAAUAAUCAUGGCAUGACAAAAGCUCAGCACAUUUCGAGUGCAGAACAAUCUGUGGUGUGUUUACAACCACAAGUGAGAAUAGGGUAAGAAUAUUUAAGCUGCAAAUUAAUGGUUCUUUUAUAGUAAAUAAAUCCUUUAGUUUACAGUUUGCAGUAACUUAGCCAAGGUGAUCCUUUUAUAUUGUCAAUAGGAAACUUGACACUGAGUUAGAUUUCAAGACACUUCACAUGAAAUUUGAAAAUUAAAUUCAAAACACUUAACAUUAGCAAGGUAAUUACCCAGCAUAAGUGAGGCCACUGGUAGUGCUAUCUUGUCCUCAGACUCUUCAGUUGGAACUUGUAGCAUUAACAAUACUUCUCUUUGCGACUGACCCAAGGGACAAGAGCUUACAACUACAGUAGAACCCUGGUAACUCGAACUCUGUAGGGAAAUGAAAAACAGUUCGAGUUCGCUAGCAUCCGAGUUAUCGGGGUCAAUUUAAAACUUGAAUUUGCCAAGUUAAAAAUAGAUAGUUACUGAUUUUGCCGCACUUCAGUGUAUGGUACAGUGAAAAUUUAACUUAUUUCAUUAGAAAUGGUAACAUGAUCAGGCAUUUUUUAUGAUAAAAUGUGGUCUGUUUGUUCCACCAAUUAAAAUCAAAUUGCUUUAGUGUUAAACAGUGUUAGUUUUAGUGUUUUCACCCUUAUACAACAAGAAAAGCUAAUGAGAUGACAUCCGAGUGGAGUUAAAAGAACCACAAUUUGAGCUAUCAGGGUAAAUUUCAGUUACUUUUUGAUCAAGGGAAAAGAUAUUUAGUUCGAGUUAGCGGAGAAUUCGAGUUAUCUGAGUAAAAAUGACUGAAAAGUGGGGCAAAAUUAAGUUAUCCAAGUUUGAGUUAUCGGGGUUCUACUUUAUUGGUGGCACUUGUGAGAGAUUGUUCAUCGUCCUUUUUCACUCUUUGAAAGGAAAGCCCUGUUUUCCCUUGGGGCGUGGCUUCUGUAGAAGUUUCAGUCAAAGAGUACUGUAUGCCUGAGCAUUCCUUGGCCUAAUUCAUGCCUACUCCCUUUCAUCUAUUCCAUGUUCCUAACCCAGCAGUUUUCCUUUGGUAACUUCAAUUUGUUUAUUAAAGGUGCUGUCCUUCUGGGUCUUCACUGACUGUCAAAGUAGAGUUUUUAGCUGUGCAAGAAGGACUUCAUGAGGUAUUACUUCCUGCAGUUGUUGUUUUUAUCAUUAACAUCACCCACAUUGUUGAGCAAAACAUUUUGCAUCAGUUACUUAACCAAGCUUAACAUAACCCAGUCACACCUCAACCUGCCUGAAACAGCAUGGAUAGAUCCAAAUCGCUGUGGCCUUUGGCUGCCACAAAAUCCUGCUCUGCUAAAGCUAUUGCCCUUUUGAUGCUUUCUACUCUGAAUCCCUUCCUAAUAAUGCCAUUGAGUGACUUCAUCACAGCUUAUUAAUCUGCUGGUUUUCUUUAGGUUGGUAAAUUUAUGAAGUGCCAAUGGCAUAGUGAGAUGGAUGGUAGAGUUCUUCCCGAUCAUUUGGCAGCAACACAGAAUAUGCCAGGCUUCACCACCGUGUCUCAUUCAUGUCAAGUUUUUGUGACAAAUGGAUAG